CAUGUGAAGGUGUCCAAACAGGAGUACUAAUUGCCGUGUGCCUGGUAUCUGGAAUAUUCGUGUUACUUCUGAGUUGUUUAGUCAUAUUCUUCACGUGGAAAAUGCGAAGACACAGUCGUGAACUUCAAAACAUACUGGAAGAAUUAGCAAAAGACCACGUGAAGCCACCGUUUUUCAGCUACGAAGAACUCAAAACGGCUACACAUAGUUUCUCUAGUUCCAACGAGUUAGGAAAAGGUGGAUUUGGCACUGUUUUCAAGGCUGAACUAGCAGAUGGCAGUGUUGUUGCUGUGAAGAGACUCAAUCCGACAAAGCAGAGUACGUCGGACUUCUUGAAAGAAAUGGUAAACAUCUCGGGUAUCAAACAUAGACAUCUGAUUCAACUCAAGGGAUGUUGUGUAAGGGAUCACCAACGAAUGCUGAUUUACGAAUACGCGGAGAACAAGAGCCUCGCAGAAGCACUGUUUGGAUCAGGUCCUCAAUGUGCGACCGUCUUGAACUGGAAACAACGUUACAACAUAUGCUUGGGAAUAGCCCGUGGACUUGCGUACCUACAUGAAGAAUUGCAGCCGGGUAUGAUUCACAGAGACAUAAAGCCGGAAAAUAUUCUUCUUGACAAGAAUUAUAACGCAAAGAUUGCCGACUUUGGACUCGUCCGGCCCGCUAAUGAUACAAACGACACUCUAUUCACCAUGAACAUUGGAGGAACGAGGGGCUACUUUUCACCAGAGUAUGCACUAGAAGGCGUUGUAUCCGAGAAACUGGAUGUGUAUAGCUUUGGUGUUGUCUUGCUGGAAAUCGUUGCUGGAAGACAGUGCAUCGAUCUGAAGUUGCCACAGGAACAAAGUAUUCUACGCUCCUGGGCUAUAACGUUGUACACGGAAGGCAAGGUUUUGAACUUGGUCGAUAAAAGAUUAGAGGGCGAUUACGACGAAGAAGAAGUCCUGCUCGUGGUGGACAUGGCUCUAUCUUGUCUGCAAACAGAUCCCAAGAAACGCGCAACGAUGUCUCAACUGGUGAAUUUCCUCAUGAAGAACUCAAAUGCAAGUGUAGGUGUGGAGAUCGUCAACGAGCUAAAAUCCCAGACACCAUACAUGUGGAGCAUAUCGGAGGACGAACACAACGUGGAUCCUUAUGCUAGUAGCCAAGGCGUUCAAGUAGAAUCAGACGAACUUGCUUUAAUGUCAUCAUUUGCCACCGAAUCACACGUCUCGGUUAGGAUAGUGCGUACAUGAGCUCAUAAAGUAUCUCAAGUUCCUAGAUUAGGUCAUCCGUACCCUAUGUCUCUCCCAGAUAUCUGAGUUGACAUUACCUUUGCGUGUACCCUUGAGCCACUGACGUAGGGAGAUCAGUGCUUACCUUGAACAAGAGUCCAUUUACUUUAUGCUCCGUCCAAUUUCAACCAACUGCAUUCCGAUCGUGAGUUAUACAAGGGUCACAUAAUUCAAUACUCUAUGUAGUUCCAAGCAUCUGCAUUACUUAUUCGUUGAACUUGCUGGUUAGAUUAGUUAGUUAGUUGCUAGUUGCUAGCUAGCUACUACAUGUCAAUAUAGAUUGUGGAUUGAAUACUACCUAAUUUAGAAACCAGAAUUAUGUAGGAGAGAAAAAGUAUAAAUCUUAAGAUGAUAGUUUAGAAAUCUUAAUGUGAACUGAUUAGCUUUUUUAAGGUCUUCAAAUAUGACUAUAUCAGUCAUUAUUGUAGUCCUUCUUGACCAUGCAAAGACUUCACUCUGGAUGGCAAUAAAAUACUUAUGUAAACUC
This is a messenger RNA of Marchantia polymorpha subsp. ruderalis, 1761 nucleotides long. The record is from the annotation of a GenBank genome assembly. Lineage: Eukaryota; Viridiplantae; Streptophyta; Marchantiopsida; Marchantiales; Marchantiaceae.